This is a messenger RNA of Homo sapiens (human), 7378 nucleotides long. It is a transcript of the gene GLIS1, whose product is annotated as GLIS family zinc finger 1. Gene Ontology annotation, cellular component: nucleus. The record is from RefSeq and is a predicted model, not a curated record. The transcript has 4 exons. Lineage: Eukaryota; Metazoa; Chordata; Mammalia; Primates; Hominidae. Gene Ontology annotation, molecular function: RNA polymerase II transcription regulatory region sequence-specific DNA binding; sequence-specific double-stranded DNA binding. The coding region runs from base 393 to 1910 and encodes 505 amino acids.
GGGGACGCGGAACAGGCGCCUUACCCGCUCCAGGCCUCAGUUUCACCAUUCGUGCAAAGGAGGCUGGUUUCGGUGGAGGAGGAUUUGGGUGGGACUUCGCGGUAAUGCGCCGCGGCGCGGGGGCCUGGGGUCCUCCCCACACCAGGGAAGGGCGAACCGCUCCUGAGCGAGGGGGCUUUUGCGUGGAAUCAGGUGGGUUUGACCUCUGAUUGGGCUAGGUGUCGUGGUGCUAACCUAUGUUAAAGACGCGCAAUCCACCGAAGGGGCAGUGACCUGCUCAAACUCGGCCCCGGGACAAUACGGGGGCCGCUUUCCGCAUUCUAACUGGCUGUGCUGUCUCCCCUCCCCAGGAGCCCGGCGCGACCCCCAGCCGUGCGCCCCGCCCCGGCGCCAUGCAUUGCGAGGUGGCUGAGGCACACUCGGACAAGAGGCCUAAGGAGGCCCCUGGUGCGCCCGGCCCCGACCGCGGCCCCGCCAGCCUCGGCGCGCACAUGGCCUUCAGGGUCACCGUGAGUGGCGGCGGCUGCGGGGACAGGGGCCCGCGGGACCUGCUAGCCCGGCCGCCUGCGCCGCCACCGCGCGCCCACGACCUCCUCCGGCCCCGCAGUCCCCGAGACUACGGUCCAUCCAAGGCCGCCGCCGCCGGGAAGGUGAAUGGGAGCUACGGACACCGUACCCCGGGCUCAGAGAAGAGCCUGCUGGACCUGGACCUUGCUGAGGGCCCUGGCCCCACCUGCUGCCAGGGCCUGUUUCUCCCUGCAGGAAGCCCACCGCCCCGGGCUCACCCCCAAGCUUGUGAGAGGCUGCUGCAUUUCCCCCACCCUGACAGGUCACCUAGACCCCAGGCCACGUAUGUGAACGGCAGCCUCCCAACCACACAACACAUCAAACAGGAGUCCUUGCCCGACUACCAAGCCAUGGCAGAGGCCCGCACAUCCCUGUCUGCCCACUGUCGGGGCCCGCUGGCCACUGGCCUGCACCCAGACCUGGACCUCCCGGGCCGAAGCCUCGCCACCCCUGCGCCUUCCUGCUACCUUCUGGGCAGCGAACCCAGCUCUGGCCUGGGCCUCCAGCCCGAGACCCACCUCCCCGAGGGCAGCCUGAAGCGGUGCUGCGUCUUGGGCCUACCCCCCACCUCCCCAGCCUCCUCCUCACCCUGUGCCUCCUCCGACGUCACCUCCAUCAUCCGCUCCUCCCAGACGUCUCUGGUCACCUGUGUAAAUGGACUCCGGAGCCCCCCUCUGACGGGAGAUCUGGGGGGCCCUUCCAAGCGGGCCCGGCCUGGCCCUGCAUCGACGGACAGCCAUGAGGGCAGCUUGCAACUUGAAGCCUGCCGGAAGGCGAGCUUCCUGAAGCAGGAACCCGCGGAUGAGUUUUCAGAGCUCUUUGGGCCUCACCAGCAGGGCCUGCCGCCCCCCUAUCCCCUGUCUCAGUUGCCGCCUGGCCCAAGCCUUGGAGGCCUGGGGCUGGGCCUGGCAGGCAGGGUGGUGGCCGGGCGGCAGGCGUGCCGCUGGGUGGACUGCUGUGCAGCCUAUGAGCAGCAGGAGGAGCUGGUGCGGCACAUCGAGAAGAGCCACAUCGACCAGCGCAAGGGCGAGGACUUCACCUGCUUCUGGGCUGGCUGCGUGCGCCGCUACAAGCCCUUCAACGCCCGCUACAAGCUGCUCAUCCACAUGCGAGUGCACUCGGGCGAGAAGCCCAACAAGUGCAUGGAGUCCAGGACAACAGAAGGUGCCUCAGCUAGGCCACAAGGCCGACUGCCUGGAUCUUCACAUUUGCUGUUUGCAGAUGUGGAAACUGAGGCCCAUAGAGAGGAUGUGGCUCACUGGAAAUUGCAGAGCGAAAGAGGCAAGCUCAGCAUCCCUCACUCCCAGCCAGUGUCCUGCCUGCUAGACACCACAGUCUGCUGAGUACCACCUGUGUGCUAGUACCACCUGCGGUGAGCACUUACAUGUGUUGCCUUCCAGAUUCUGAAGAACACUGGCUCUUGUCAUGUGCACUGGGAGGAAAUUUCCCAGGUUCAGCAGCUCCUCUGAUGCCCCUCCCAACCCCUGCCACACCCUUUGACAGAUGGGGCCUUGAGACCCAGGGCGGAGAGGUGACCUGCUGGAGGUCACACAGCAGGAGACGGUUGGCGGUGCAUGUAGACCACACGUGUCAAAAUCACCUUCCCUCCUAGCAGGGUCUGAUUCACAAAGAGCUGCUGGGCAGGCUCCAGGGAGACUUUAACCAGUUUCAAAUGUCACACCUUCUUAGUGCAUUGGGAAGGUGUGAUGACUGAUUGCUGUGGGUGUUAGGGUCAGAGGAAGCCUGGCUUGUGCAAAGACCCACACAGGCUUGCACCAGUGCCAGCUCUGCUUCCACUGCCUGGCUCUGCCAGCCUCCUUUCUUCAUUUGCAUGGAGCCACCUGACUGUGGGGCCUUAGUUCCUCUGUAUGUGAUUAGGACUUGGAUUAGAUGAAGUUGGAAGCCCUCCUAGGUCUCCUGACCCUGAUACAGUCUAAGUAGAGACAGUGAGGCCAGGGGUUCAGAGCUAGGUUCCCUCCCCAACUCUGCAUUCAAAUUGUCUGUGGUUCUGGGCAAGUCAUCCCACCCCUCUGAGUCCUCAGUUUUCUCAUCUAUAAAAUGGAAGACUUGGACUCCAUUGAGCUCCAUCCUGUGAGCUCAGACAUUCAGAUGUCCAUAGUUACUUUCCUGCAUUCCUGGCACACCCUAGGGAGGAGGAAGGGGGUGGAGGGCAUGGAAAGGGCAGGUGUGGGCCCCUCCUGAGCUCUCUGGCCCCAGUUCCUUCCACACUCCUCUCUCUUGCUCUGUUCCGGCUGUUCCUCAGAUAUGCUAAGUUCAUUUCCACCUCUGGCUCUUUACAUGGCUGCCCCGUCUGCCUGGAAUGCUCUUGCCCCAGCCUGACCUCUGCUCCCAUGUCACCUCCUCCAGGAGGCCUUCCCUGACUGCCUCUCGAAAGUAGCACCUUUGGCCACUGUCUGCCCCUAUAUUCCACCUGAAAUCCUGUUAUGUGUUUGUCUAUGAUCUGUCCUCCAGCCAAACUUGAGCUCCAUAAAGUCUAGAUGUUUUUGUUUUGUUCCCUCUGUAUCUCCAAUGCCUCAAACAGUUCCCGAUGCACAAUAUGUGAUCAACAGAUAAAUGAAUGUUAGUAAUAAAAAGGGGGAGAGUGGUUCAGUGGGGCAGAAGGAAUGGAACAUGCUAGAAAGGACUCAGACAGAGAGUCAGGACUCUUGUCCUAUGAAGUGGGGGGUUUUGCAGCAGCUCACAGGGUCGUGUUGAGGGCUGCACGGUUGCUGUCCCAGAGGUAUUUCUGGGUCAGCCUAGCUGGGACUGUCCGCCCAGGGAGGCCAGCCCAGUGCCCAGUACCCAGUGGUGCUCAGCACCCACUUACCCCUGACCCCUAUUUCCCUCCCUUCUUCAUCGGCAUUAUCAGGUUACAGGAGAGGCUAUGCCCUCAGUUCACAGCUCCUGGAAUGUCAGAUUCAGACAGGAACAUAGAAACCAUCUGCUGCGACUGGAAACACAAAUUUGGAAACUGAGGCCCAGAGAGGCGUUCUUAUCCAGGUUCCCACACUGUUUCGCUCUUGGAAAGGAAUUUACGAUCAAGUCCUCCACAUAGUAGAUGCUCAGUAAUUAGCUGCUGCUGCAGCAGCUGUUUAUCAUUAAGCCCAUCUCUGCAGAUUCUGUUUUUAUGACCAUGGGCACAGAGGUGGGGCAGGAGUACAAUUUUGCAUUAAUUGAUAACAAAAGGAUGGAAACAGCCAAGAAUGCAGCAGGAAAAAUGAUUCCACCAUCCAAAAACAGCUAUUUUAAAGUGUGAGGAAGGAAGGAAAGCGGCAUUGGUUAGGCACGUGUUCUCUUCCAUAUGCCAGACUAAGGCUUUCGUCCAUGUUUUCUCAGUGGAUCUUGUGAUGCGCUCAUUUUAUGGAUGAGGAAACUGAGGCCCAGAGAGAUCAAGAGCUGGGAUUCCAGCCCCUGGCCUCCCCCUGCUCUGGGGUACCCUCUGUCAGCAUCAGCGAUGACUCCUCUUUUAAAUUGAGCUCACCUUGGAGGACCCCUGACCAGGCCUCUUAAUUAGUUCCUGCGAUUCCUCAAAAGCAGUCACGUGUAAUUUGGGCUCUUCAUGGAUUUGGAGCAUAUCUCUCCACUUAACCUGCACAAAACCUCUGGGGAGGUUUUGCUAAAUCAAGAAUCAGCACUAGGAGCUCAAGGUGUCCUCUUGCCUCACUCCCUGACCUUUGUGUACAGGAAGAUACCAACCUCACAGGUAGGGAGGCCUGUAGGGCUCGGGAAAGGGAGGGCUUGGGGCAGCGGCCUGGGGCUCCAGCCCUGAAAGAGGGUGCAGGAACCAGGUCAGGAUGGAGGGGCUCUGCGGCUCAUGGCUCUACCCAUGGGGGCAGAAGACAGAAUGUGGGGAGGUCCCAUGGCCAGUAAGAGGUGGCAUGGGGUUCAGGUAAGCCUGCAGGCAUAGCCACCCCUCAAGAGGCCUAGGCUCUGCCCCAGGGGCUCCUGGAAUCAAGAUUCUGAUCCCAGGCCUUACCUGAUCCCUUAUUCAUCAGGACGGUGGCUGCACAUGCAUUUUCCUUGUUCUGGUCUCAGUUUACUUACCUGUUCAGUGGAAAUGAUAACCGUGUCCAAUUGCUUACCUGCCCUUUACUCCGUAUAGUCCUACGAUAACCUCAUGUCAUUGGGACCAUUGCCCUAUCUUUCCAACGCAGACACUGGGACUGGAGAGAUAGGGAGCUGGCUGAGCGGCAGGGAGGUCUGUGACAAAGCCCAGGGCAGGCGAUUGCCCUGUGCACCUCUCCCUCUGAGCCCGUUGCCACACCCUGGGGUGUGAUGAUGUUUUCCUGGGCCAGCUCUGCCCCCACGGCUGCCCCCAUGGCUGCCCCCGCGGCAAGCACAGCUUGCGUACUGGGGGAAGACAAGGUGUGGUCCUGAGGAGUGAGGGCUGCUUCCAGCUCCAGCUGAUAGGAACAGAGGGUAUGAUGCCUGCAGUCAGCACCUCUGUCGGGAGGUUGGCAGCUCAUGGCUUCGAAGCACCAGCUCUUUAAUUGUCUCCAUAUUGUGAACCCAGGAAGAUCUGUCCUGACAACUGGUUGGUGAAAUCAGCCAUGGGAUCCCCCUCCCACAGCCUGAGCAGCGGUUUCAGCCUUUCAAAAGCUGUCUGAGGUGGUUACCUAGAGGGUAAAUUAGAUUCACCUGGCAAGGCCUCAUGUCCCCUGGCACGGUCGUGAGAAUGCUGAAGGUUGUUGCCCUUGGAUCUGUGUCAGAGAGAGAAGCAUGGAGUAGGCCUGGGCCCCAGGAAGCUGGGCAGGGGGCAAUAGGAGUGUCCAGUCCCCAUUGGUGAGAUGGUAAAUCCAGUGGGGCUUUCUCAUUGACGUCCUCAAGUUCCAGCACCUCUGCCUUUGGGCCCUUUCCUCCAUGAGAAACAUUUAAAAGUAUAUUUUAUGACAGCAUUGGUAUAAAGAAAAACAUAUUAUGUAUUAACACAUUUUCUUUGACCUAAACUGUUUUUUUUUUUUUUGGAUUUUAAAUUAAAACAUUUUCAUGAGUUCCUAGAAGUAUCAUGGACUGUAGGUUCUGUGCCUGCUGUGUCUCCUAGAAAAUCAGCCCCAAGAGCAAGGCCUGCAGAUCCUGGGGCUGCUUGCAGAAUGGUACAUGUUUUCUUCACCCCUUCCCUUCUCUGGGCUUCAAUUUCAUCCUCUGUGAAAAGGGGUAGGUGGAGGAAAAUCCUGUUGCAAUGUUCUACUCUGCUCCCUUCUGUUACAGUUGAUUUUGUUCCUUAUCAUUGAGUUAUUGUUUUCCAUUAAGAAAUGAUGGAUAGUUACAAUAAAAGAUCUAUGUGCAGUUAAAUUGACAUAGAUUAGAGAAAAGGACAUAAAUACUUGGAAAACCUAAGCUCACUUAAUUAUCGUGAUUGAAUCGUAUAUUUUCCUGGAGCUUCCUGGUAGCCAAAGCAAAGAGGGCAACUUGUUGAUACAGGAUUCUUUUUGAGUGGGAAAGGAAGCAGACCAGCCAGCUUGUGUGCUGGGGGCAGUUUUGUCUGGAUAUUAAUCCCUACGAGGUCUUAUGUGUGAGUCAUAUGAGCUGAUGGCUGGAGGAAGGCUGUAAAAAUGAGAGAGUUCAUUAUUAACAGGUGAUGAUACAGAGACCCUGAACAAAACAAUAGACCUUAUUUUCACAAAUAACUAUGCUACUAUUAUUUGAGAAAAGCCAAGGGCAAGUAAACACUGGUAGUGAAGGACCUAGGUCCUAGUCUGUGUGGUGCUGUUAGCCUAGCAAUAUGUCAGCCCUCUGAGGUAGCUGUCAUUAUCCCCAUUUUACAGUAGAGGACAUUGAGAUUCAGAGAAGUUAAUUAACUUGACCCCGAUCACCCAGUGGGAUUCAGGCUGCUAUAGCAAGCAGCCUGUCUUUGCAGACUUCAAGUCUGAGUCUAUUACUUGAGACUGAUGCAGUCCUUUACUCAAGGAGUCUGUAGCCUAGUGGACUCCAAGGUCCCCGAGGGUGACACUGUUUGCCCUCUUCUUUUACCUGCUUUAAGGAGGUGCUCAGGGGAUGAUGGGGCCUAGGAGAAGGAGCAACAAUCAGCCUGGGCCUAGGGUAGGGGGAUCAGGAUGGCAUCGUGGAGGAGAUAAAAGGGCUUCCAGGAGGAGGCACUGGCAUGGGGAAGGGCCAGGGUGUGAGUUAACGAAGCCUCGCUUGGAGUGGUGGCAGAGGAGGAGAGAAUGUCUACCUGCCAGGUUCCUUAGUUACAAGCAGCAGAAACCAAUCCUGGCCAUAGUGAGCCCUGCAUCCCCACUCAGAAAUAUAUUGGCAGGCUCCAGGGACCACAGGCUAUCUGUCCAAGGGAAGAGGAUCAGACUCAAAACAGGCAGGAUCCCAGGUCCUCCAGGGGCACACAAGCUUAGAGCCUACCCAGACACCAUGAUGGGAUCCUCACUUCUGUGCUCCAGGGCCACAGCUGUAGCAGGGCAACCCACUGGCCAGGCCUGGCUGCCCUCAGGUGGAUAGGGGCUGGACCCUGCUUUGUGGGAGGCAUAGGUGUUCCCUAUUUACAACUUCACUUCCCGCACUCAAGGAGUGAUAGUUCUUACUAUGGGGAAACUGGGCAGCCAGUAAGACUCACGUGUUUGUCAGCUCCAGAAAUGGCUUGAUCUGAGAGAGAGAAUCAGGAGGGACAGGUCACCAGGAGGCAGUGCGGAGUCUGCUAGAUGCAUGGGGUGGGGUGGGGAGCCCAGUUGAGGGCUCCAGCCUCUGGCCUGGGUUCAUUGAGUGGGUGCUGGUGCAGGCCUGGCAGCUUGGGGAGGAAGCUGUGACUUGAUCUGGGGCAUGCUGAAUAGGGAGGUGUCAGCCAGAGGGCCCCAGGGGGGUA